CGAUCCACAUCUACGCUUGUUACCUACAAACCGACCAUCUACUAACGUUACUAUGCCUCCGAAGAAGUCUACGCCAAGGGCUGCUGCUGCUGAAACUCCACCUUCUGCAGAUACCAGUCCGCAUACACCAAAUCCUUAUUCAUGUGGGUCAAGCCCUGCUGUCCAGCCUGCCUUCAUGAGCCCUCUGGAUACUUCUGCUGCUGUUGCCCCCAGUCCUGCUCCUGCUGCUUCUGAAGAAGAGCCCAGAAUGUCUUCUACUCCAAGAUCUGCAUCUCCGGUGGUGGCAUCUCCUGAGCACUCUCUAGUGCAGUCUGCUGUCUCCUCUCCAGCCAGGUCUGUAACUCCGUCUCCAUGUCAGGCCAAGAAGACCAGUCGAGACAGGCUGCAGCUCACAGCUGAGGAUGAAGAAGACCUCGUUGACUGGUACAGGGAGCAGGAGGUCUUCUUCAACAAGACUCUGAAGGGAUACAGAGAUACGCAGAGGAAGAAUGCCCUGAUAGAGGAGAAGGCCAGGUCCAUGGGGAAGACAGCAGCAGAGUUGAAAACCUGGAUUAACUCCAUGAGGACCCAGUAUGGCAAGCUGCAGAAAAAAGGACCUUCUAGGACGGGGAAAAAGACUGUCAGGGAGAAUUGGAUCCUCAACCGGUUCUGCUUCCUGAACGACCACAUCCGCAGGAUGGCAGGCCGGGAAGAGUCCACUGUGCAGCAACCUGAAGACUCGUCCUCCUCACACGAGGAGGAGGAAGAACAUGUGCAAGAAGGUUCCCGUCCUCCCUGUGCCCUUCCCAGGCCUCUAUCUGCUAGCUCCCAGGGGACGAAGAGGAAGAGGUCACAGGAUGAGCCAGCCGGCCUCACCAACAUCCUGGAGGAGAUGCGCAGCUUCCAGUCAGCUGUGCUUGAGAGACAGCAGCAUACUCUGUUGAAGAACUACGGUGAAGAGGGGGAAGCCUGGAAGAGCCUCUGCACAACCAUCUUCUUGCAGGGGCUCAACUUAUCCCCAGAGCUGCGAGAGGACCUCAGCCACAGCAUGAUGUCCAAACUUCUGGAGGUGAAGCAGGAGGCCAGGCGUCAGAGGCAGCAACAAUAGCAUAACCACUCCUCCUCUUCCUCCUCUUCUCCUCUUCUUGCACCAGCACAACAGCAAGGGCCCCUUAUAUAUGCAUGAAGUCCGCAUCCAUCGUCUGUGUCAUAUGAGACAUGUUGGAGGAAUGAGCACAAACAUUUUGC
Messenger RNA from Aplysia californica (California sea hare), 1227 nucleotides. RefSeq lists its product as uncharacterized. The record is from RefSeq and is a predicted model, not a curated record. Gene Ontology annotation, biological process: regulation of transcription by RNA polymerase II. The transcript has a single exon. Gene Ontology annotation, cellular component: nucleus; transcription regulator complex. Lineage: Eukaryota; Metazoa; Mollusca; Gastropoda; Aplysiida; Aplysiidae. Bases 53 to 1087 code for a protein of 344 amino acids.